Colletotrichum fioriniae is the source of this 360-nucleotide messenger RNA. RefSeq lists its product as uncharacterized. The record is from RefSeq and is a predicted model, not a curated record. Gene Ontology annotation, biological process: transmembrane transport. Gene Ontology annotation, molecular function: ATPase-coupled transmembrane transporter activity. Gene Ontology annotation, cellular component: membrane. NCBI's taxonomy places the organism in Eukaryota, Fungi, Ascomycota, Sordariomycetes, Glomerellales, Glomerellaceae.
AUGUCCACCGGCCAAUCGCAACUAUUCGCACUAGCUAGAGCGCUCGUUCAACUCAAAUCCAUCAACCAAACGUCCGAACUAUCAGCAAACGGAGCCGAAGGUCGACACAUUAUGCCGAUUCUUCUAUUGGAUGAAGCCACAUCGUCGCUCGACACCGAGACCGAAUCUGCCAUACGCGAUAUCAUACACCAGGAGUUCACAGACAAGGGCCACACCGUCAUUGCCAUCACGCAUAGGCUGGGCGGCGUAACGAAAGGCAUGCGGCCGGGACGGGAUGCCGUGGUCUUGUUGUCCAAGGGCAAAAUUGAGAAGAUUGGCGAGGCGGAGGAUGUGUUGGACUCGGCGGCUUUGCGGGAGUAG